AUGUCUCGCCACCAGGAAAGAAACUUCCAGUCCCUCUUCGAAUCCCUGGUCCACUCUCUCAUGAUGAUCAUAUUGAUGAAACGGGGUGUAUCCAUUCCCAUCGGGUUAAGGCUCCACUCCGUUGCUCCAACCUUCAUCGAAGGAGUUAUCGCAUGCGUCGACGUUCUGGUAAAGUGCGAUGGGGACAAUACCCUAUUUGGAGUCUAG
Molecule: messenger RNA, 207 nt
Organism: Penicillium hordei
Lineage: Eukaryota; Fungi; Ascomycota; Eurotiomycetes; Eurotiales; Aspergillaceae
Exons: 1
Coding region: 1-207 (68 amino acids)
Source: RefSeq, a predicted model, not a curated record